UGUGCUUGUGAUUUGUGCUGUGUAACCCAUUGUCGUAGUAAAUAAUUAUAUAAAUUUUUAAUUUCCAUAAACGUACAUAAUCUCUCACUCUCAGGGUUAUUCCUCAACUAGAGAAAUUGUCUUAGCCAAUGGCCGAUUCAUCAAAACGAGAUCAUGAGGGAAGUGAUUCAGACCAUUCAGAUGAUGGGUGGAUUGGACCUUCACCAUCAGAAGCUGCCCCUCCUAAAAAAAGGAAAGUGCUUCAGUAUGAGAAACUGUAUCUGGACAACUUGCCUAACGCUGAGUCGUACGAGAAAAGCUUCAUGCACAGGGAUGUCGUAACACAUGUUGCCGCCACCAAAACAGAGUUCAUUAUAACCGGCAGCUGUGACGGCCAUGUCAAGUUCUGGAAGAAGAUGGAAGAGCUGAUAGAGUUUGUGAAACAUUUCCGAGCCCAUCUCGGAGCCAUCGUAGACAUGACAGCUAACUACAACGGGACGCUGCUGUGCACCGUGUCCAACGACAAGAGUGUCAAAGUGUUUGAUGUUGUCAACUUUGAUAUGAUCAACAUGAUGAAACUCAACUUUGUGCCGCGCUGUGCCGAGUGGAUACACGGCUUGGGAGAUGCAAUCCCUGCAUUGGCAAUAGGAGAUACAGAUAGCAGUGCAAUACACAUAUUUGACGGCAGAGGAACCAACGAAGCACUCAAAAUUUUGGACAAACUCCAUGUGAAGCCUGUGUCAAUAAUGAAGUACAACCCAGUGUUUGAUGUGUCAGUCUCCGUAGACUCGGCUGGCAUCCUAGAGUAUUGGGGCGGAGUCAGACAAGACUACAAGUUUCCAAAAUGUGCCAAAUUCGAAUCAAAACUGGACACCGAUCUUUUCGAGUUUGUAAAACACAAAACUAUUCCUUUUGGAUUGUGUUUUUCACCUGACGGAACAAAAUUCGCCACUAUGUCUUUUGAUCGUAAGGUUAGAGUAUUCAACUUCCUCACGGGAAAACUGACUCGAGUGUUUGACGAAUCACUACAAAGGUUCUCCGAGCUGCAGCAGAAAAAACAGCAACUACCAAACAUGGAAUUCGGAAGAAGGAUGGCUGUUGAGAGAGACCUAGACAAGUCUGACAGUCUAAGACUCAGCAAUCUGGUGUUUGACGAGAGUGGCUACCUGUUACUCUACCCCACCAUGCUGGGAGUUAAAGUGGUCAAUUGGUAUACCAACAGAUGUGUCCGAUUCCUGGGCAAACCGGAGAACCUUAGAAUUCUCAAGAUAUCUUUAUUUCAGGUAAUAGGGACUAACAGUUUGCCUUUAUGGUUAGGGUUCACUUACUCUACGAAUCAUUGACACAAUGAGCCUCCAAAUAUGUAAUUCUUAAAACACAUGGCUCACUUACUCUACA
Messenger RNA from Macrosteles quadrilineatus (aster leafhopper), 1377 nucleotides. Its product is annotated as peptidylprolyl isomerase domain and WD repeat-containing protein 1-like. The record is from RefSeq and is a predicted model, not a curated record. The coding region runs from base 129 to 1322 and encodes 397 amino acids. The transcript has 9 exons. Gene Ontology annotation, molecular function: protein binding. NCBI's taxonomy places the organism in Eukaryota, Metazoa, Arthropoda, Insecta, Hemiptera, Cicadellidae.